UUAGUCUGGAUUUUUUUCAUAUUCAUGAAGGAGGUUCUUGCUUUGGCACAAAACACUAAAGAUGCAGGAGGGGCACCCAGAGGUGGUAAGCCCACCCCGCAGCCCCGGCACUGUGGAAACUGGGUACGAAACACAGAUGGUGGAGUCUUCAGCUCGCCAAACUACCCAAACACGUACCCUCCCAACAAGGAGUGCCUGUAUGUUCUGGAAGCCCUCCCCCGCCAGAGGAUAGAGCUGCUGUUUGACGAGACCUUCUACAUUGAGGCAUCAUUUGAGUGCCGUUUUGACCACAUCGAGGUGCGGGACGGUCCCUUCAGCUUCUCACCGCUCAUCAACCGCUUUUGUGGCUCGGCCAGUCCGGGACUUGUCCUCUCCAGUGGACGCUUCAUGUGGAUCCGCUUCUUCAGUGAUGAGGAGCUGGAGGGGACUGGCUUCCAGGUCCAGUACAGCUUUACUGCAGACCCUGAAUUUCAUCUGCAUGCGGGAGGAAUCUUAAAUCCUAUCCCAGACUGUCAGUUCGAGCUGGCUGGGGCUGAUGGCGUGAUCCGUUCCAGUCAGGUGGAGGAGGAGUACAAGGUGAGACCGGACCAGGCAGUGGACUGCAUCUGGACCAUACGCGCCCCGAAAAGCAACAGGAUCUACCUGCGAUUCUUGGAGUACCAGAUGGAAAACUCAAAUGAAUGUAAGAAGAACUUUGUUGCUGUGUAUGACGGCAGUAAUGCCAUCGAGGACCUCAAGGCCAAGUUCUGUAGCACAGUUGCUAAUGAUAUCAUGCUGGACACUGGUGUUGGCGUGGUUAGGAUGUGGGCAGAUGAGACAAGCCGCCUCAGCCGUUUCCGGAUGCUCUUCACCUCUUUUGCUGACCCACCCUGUGUAGCCAGUGCAUUUUUUUGCCACAGCAACAUGUGCAUCAACACAUCUCUGGUGUGCAACGGCAUACAAAACUGCGUCUUUCCCUGGGAUGAAAGCAAUUGUAAAGAAAAGAAGAACAAAGGUGUCUUUCACCAGAUCACAAAGACUCAUGGGACAAUAAUCGGUGUGUCUACAGGAGUGGUUGUACUGCUUCUCAUUGUCUCUAUCUUGGUACAGGUCAAACAGCCACGGAAAAAGGUGCUGGUGCGUAAGAAUAAUCUGUUCCACCGGGCCGACUUCCAGGAGGUUUUUGACCCUCCUCAUUAUGAGCUCUUUACUCUAAGAGACAAGGAAAUGACUGGGGACCUUGGAGAGUUAUCAGAGGAACUGCAGUCUCUGCAGGCGCUCAGGCGCUCCUCAUCAGCCUCACGCUGCAUCCAUGAGCACCACUGUGGCUCCCAGGCCUCCAUCAACUCCGUCAAGCCCAAUCAAGGUGCAGCUGCCAUGGGUAUAGGAUCCAUGGAGUUCCCUGCUUUUAGAGGGGACUUCCAGAGCGCCUUACCUCCCUUUCGGGGCUUGAACAGCAGCCUGCGGAAGAAGAGCUGGCCUAGUAUGAAAUCAGGCCGAAUGGACGGACAUCAUGGGAUGGGGGAUAGGGGACUGGGGCGACAGGAUAGAGUGAUGGAGGAGGAAGAAGAGGAGGAGGAGGAUGGAAGGUAUGAUGUGUAUGUGCGCAGAUCAGGAAAUCGAAGAGGGAACUAUGAAAUGGUCCAGCAGAGAUCCUUGUCCAUGGACUUCUGAAAAGAAAAGUUGCAAUGAGGACAGCAAAGAUGAUACAGUAAAUACUAAAGCAACAGGAGAACAUGAGUUUUAGUGAUCAGACUUUCCGUAGACUGUGCCACGAUUUAGGGGCAGAAUAAUACACAUUUGCUGGAGAGAGGAAGAAGAAAAAAGACUCCUCAUGCACUACAUUCACUCUCAUCUAACAUCUCAGAGAGGAUCUAUGUCACACGAGCCCUUUUGUAUAACAAUAAUGGGAUGUGUUAUUGAUCCCCGUUGAGAAAUUCUCUUUUCACUUGCGUCCUCCCACAGGGAGGGUGGGGCACAGCGUCAGUGGCAGGACAUUGUGCUUCACGAGCUUGUAGGGAUUCAGUGUCUUGCUCAAAGACACACCAGGACCUGAAACCAGGCCUUCCAGUUAAAGGACAGCCUCUGGACUCACCACACCACCCUCCUGCUGAACAGGGUGUUUAAAGCACUGAUCUGAGAUCCUAACUGUUUAGAUUCUCUGACACCUGAAAACAUUAACUGGAAAAGCUGACUUAGCAUAAUAUUGACAGCUGCUGUUAACUUAUUUGAGAUCAUUAUAUAGCCCUUAGUAUAAAAGUGACAUAUAAUGUUGUGUAAAUCUCAUCAAUGUAUUUUAAUUGAAAACAGAUUUUACUAUUCCAUUAUUAAUAGUCAUUACCUAAAGUGUUUUGGGACAAUGUUUACAGUGCUGAAUGUAUGCUUUAAGCGAACAUGUGAUAUAUAAAUGGAAUAAUGAGAACUUUUUUCUCAGAUUUUAUCUGGUUCAUUCGAAAUCGAGGUAGGAACAGUUAAUCAGCCUCUGUUCAUUGGUCCAUUUGUCAUGCACAACAUCUCAGAUGCUUGUUAUCAAAUUUUCAUG
Messenger RNA from Myripristis murdjan (pinecone soldierfish), 2521 nucleotides. RefSeq names its product neuropilin (NRP) and tolloid (TLL)-like 2b (gene neto2b). NCBI's taxonomy places the organism in Eukaryota, Metazoa, Chordata, Actinopteri, Holocentriformes, Holocentridae. The record is from RefSeq and is a predicted model, not a curated record. The annotation marks the transcript as partial. Gene Ontology annotation, cellular component: postsynaptic density. Gene Ontology annotation, molecular function: ionotropic glutamate receptor binding. The transcript has 11 exons.